Molecule: messenger RNA, 1380 nt
Organism: Aphis gossypii (cotton aphid)
Lineage: Eukaryota; Metazoa; Arthropoda; Insecta; Hemiptera; Aphididae
Product: 52 kDa repressor of the inhibitor of the protein kinase-like
Exons: 4
Coding region: 1-1380 (459 amino acids)
Source: RefSeq, a predicted model, not a curated record
AUGAAGAGGUUGAGAAAACAAUCAUCAAUAUCUACAUUUAUAAAAAAAAAUAAAAUCUCUGAUUCAAAUUUAUCAGAAACUAUUGAAACUAUAAAUGAAGAACAAACUAUAGAAAAAACUAUUGAAUCAUCUUCAAAAUUAAUUUCUGACGAAACAACCGAUAUAUCUAAUGUUGAACAAAUGUCGUUAUGUUUAAGAUCUAUAGAUUUAAUUAAUAAUGUAAUUCGUGAAGAUUUCCUCGAAUUCAUUCCUGUUCAUGACAUGACGAGCCGUAGAUUAGCAUUAACAAUUAUAACACGACUAAAAGAAAAUGGAAUUAAUUUAAAUUAUAUGAUUGGACAAGGCUACGAUGGAGCAGCAUCAAUGAGUGGUCAUUUGAACGGUGCACAAACUAUUAUUCGUUCUGAAUAUCCAAAAGCCUUGUAUGUGCAUUGUAGCGCUCAUUCCCUAAAUUUAGCAAUUGGUUAUGCCUGUCAAAUUCAAAUGAUUAGAAACUGCAUGGGUACUGUUAAGUCUAUUACAUCAUUUUUUAAAAAAUCUGCCCAACGCACUAAUAUAUUAAAAACACAUAUUAAAUCUUCUUUACCAGAGUCCAAUCAUGAUAGAUUAAUUUCAAUGUGUGAAACCAGAUGGGUUCAAAAGCACGAAUCCAUAAAACGAUUUCAUGAAAUGUACAUUCCAAUAAUACAUACUUUAGAAGAACUCCAAGAAGUAAUAAAUAAUGAAACAUCACAAAAAGCACAUCAAUUUCUGGCAACUAUUAUCAAACCUGAUUUCAUAUUGGCAUUAAAAGUAACUGAAAAAGUUUUUACUUUUACACUUCCACUCUGUAAAUAUUUACAAAAAAUUGAUUGUGAUCUUACCAAAGCAUGUGAUCAUGUUCAAGUUGUCAUUGAUUCAUUAAAUACUCUUCGUCAAAAUGCUGAGGUGGAAUUUAACCUAAUAUUUAUUACGGCUUCGAAAACUUUAACUGAUGUAGGUGGCACAAUGAGCGUACCAAGAUUAUCAAAAAAACAAAUUAAUCGAGAUAAUUAUACAGAAUCUACGCCGGAAGAAUAUUAUAGAAAAGCACUUUUUAUACCGUUUCUUGAUCAUUCUAUAACACAUUUAAAAACUCGUACACAUUUUUGUAACGGUUCUAUAAAAAGAUUGGAAAAUGGUACAUUCGUUAUGGUCAAACCACACAGAGGUCAUGGUAGAGAACAAGGGAUCAAUAACCAGGACUUGAUCUCUAAUUUCCGAGCAGUUUUAAAACAACGAGCAGCUACAGAAAAUAUACCGUUGAAAAGCAUAUACGAUGAAGAAUCAAGAAGAAUUGAAAAAUAUCUCUCACUUGUAGAUGUUGUAACUAGUAAUAGUGCUAGAAUAAAUAAACAUUGA